AUGGCCUCAGAAGAAGAAGAAGAGGAAACAAGCCGAGAAUCACCAUCAAGCCUCAACGAAGCCAUGCUUGAACAGAUCAAGAAGAUGAUGAUUGAGGAGUUUGAUCGGAGAGAAAAGAUUAAAGAAGGAAAGCGGAAGCAACCUAAGGAUCCGGUCACAUCUAAGAAGAAGCCGAUUGAGGAUCUUAGUGGUUACAUGAUGAUUCCGCCAUUCCAUGGGAACAAUGAUCCGGAUGUAUAUCUGGAUUGGGAGAGGAAGUGCGAGAUUACCUUCAACCGACAUAACAUAGCUGACAUCAACCGAGUAAAACUAGCAGCUAUGGAGUUCAAGUAUUAUGCUCUAAGUUGGUGGAAACAGGUUGAGACGGCACGAGCUUAUAGUGGAGCUUAUGAGAUCUCUACUUGGGGAGAAAUGAAAAGGGUUAUGAGGCAGCGGUUCGUUCCCAUUCACUAUCAGCGUGAGCUGCACUCUAAACUCAGGAAGCUCACUCAAGAAUCCAAAACCGUUGAAGAAUACUUCCAGGAGAUGGAGGUUAUGAUGUUGAGAGCUAAUGUGAUUGAGGACAGAGAAGCCACUAUGUCCAGGUUCCUUGGAGGGCUCAACCGCGAAAUACAAGAUGUUGUGGAGAUGCAAAAUUGUGUAGGCUUGGAAGCUAUGCUGCACAAGGCUGUUCUUGCCGAACAACAGCUCAACAGGAAAGGAAAGCUUAAGACAGAGGUGACUCCUACUACCAGGGCUCGUGAGGUCAAGUGUUUCAAGUGUCAAGGGUUUGGUCACUAUGCUACUGAAUGUUCCAACCGCAGAGUUAUGAUCAUCAGCGACAAUGGCGAGAUUGAAUCUGAGGAAGAGCCUACGCCCAAGACUGUUAAGGACACAGAGGAGUAUGAAGCAGUACCAGUUCUUGGUAAGCUCCCUGUGACAAGAACACUUCUCAGUGCUCAAGACCAAACAGAGGAAGAGGAGCAAAGAGAGAAUCUAUUUUAUUUGACAUGCCCUGUUCAAGAUGAAGCCUGUAGUCUGAUCACUCAUGGAGGCAACUAUACAAACGUGGCAAGUGAGACCAUGGUCAAGAAACUUGGGCUUAAGUCUCAGAAGCAUUCUAGCGCCAAUGACCAAGAGCUAGGGCCUGAGCUUGAACCUAAUCAAGAAGCUGAAGACCAUGGAGAGCCAAAACCUAAGCAGCCAAACAAAACAUUGAGCAAUUUGUAUCAAGGUACCAAAGGUGAAUCUGUUCAAACCUCUUCCUGUGAUUUGCAAGAAAUUGUUCAAGUCCCUAGCAAUGAUAAGGUACAUGCUAGACUCCCUCAAAUUGUUUAUAAUGAUUCCAUGAGUUGUAUGAUGCACUUGCUUUUCUCCAAAAGUGUUGAGACAGAUACAGGGUCUAGUGAAGAACAAUGGAAGCAAGCAGAUCUAGAAAAAGAAGCUCAAUCCGACCAGAUUGCACCAAAGUCUAAACCACCAGAUCAACAACUACAAGGACUAAGCACUACAUGCUUCAUGUUGACAGAGUUUAGGGCGGAACCACACAUUCAGCCUGACCCAGGUAAGUGUCUACAACCUUUUUCAAUUAGUAAAACUCAUGAGUUUUCUAAUGUUGCAGGAAGAAUAGGUUUGAAUCUUAAGCUCUCCAACAAAAAGAUCAGAAGUGAAAUCACAAUUUCUGUUGAGAAAGCACCUAAUGAUGAGUUAGACCAUGAGUUCAAUCCAGAACCGAACAACAAGUGGAAGUCAAAAACAGAACAAGGAUACAGUCAAGCCAUGUCUACUGCUAAGCUAAGUGAAAUCUUAAACCAACACAUUCAUCCUGUCUUUUUAACUGUCUUAAUGCACUUGUCUUGGUUUAAAGAAGUUGAGAAAGGUACAGCUGAGCAAGAGAGGCGCCUAGAAGCUCACAAAGCAUUAACUUGUCAUACCAAGAAGGAGUAUGAGCAGCAUGUUCUUGAGCCAAUUGCCGCAGCUGAUUCACUAAUGAGCAUUUUGCAUAACACACAUGUAAGCGAGGACAAACUGAACCAAAAUCAAGAGGAGUGGCUCACAUGUUCCAAUCCAAUUCCAGAGAAACCACCAGACUCUUAUCUGCGAUAUCCAAAGAAGAAAACCCAAGGUCAACUAGUUUUGAGGACAAAACUUUUUCAAGAGGGAGGGGAUGAUAUGAUCAUGCCCAGCACUGGAGACAUGGAACUUGAAGCUGAGCUUGAACCUGAUGGAGCUAAACAUGUGGAGCUGGAACCUGAUGGAAUUAAAGACAUAAAGCUUGAGGUUGAGGAGAAACUUGAUGUCAUGGACAAACUUGUUGCCAACUAG
Molecule: messenger RNA, 2304 nt
Organism: Microthlaspi erraticum
Lineage: Eukaryota; Viridiplantae; Streptophyta; Magnoliopsida; Brassicales; Brassicaceae
Source: the annotation of a GenBank genome assembly